CUUCUUCAUCCGAUCCUCUCGCCCCUUCUCUAGUUUCACUAAUUGGACCCUUAUUGCUUUGCCGUCUCUAAUAAUGAUCGCUCAUGCAAAUGACAGCAAAACAGAAAUCCAGGAGCAGCAGCAACAGGAGGAGAAGCUGCCCUAUACUACUAGCGAAAGCCUUAAAGCAUUACCGGAGAGUAAGAGGUUUAUCGAGCCAACGCCUGAAGAGAUACGUCUAUUGGUGCGGAAACAGGAUCGUGUCUUGAUGCCCUUGAUGAUGUUGAUAUAUUUGUUUUUUGAUUUGGGUGGAAUUACACUUGGCAAUUCCAAGCUAGCAGGAUUGAUGGAGGAUAUUGACAUUACUGAGGAUCAAUUCAACUGGGCAGCAUCGGUGUUUUCGUUUGGUUUUAUUCUCUGUGAGGUUCCGGCAAAUAUUAUUCUUCAACGAAUCGGGGCGCGCAGAUGGCUUGCACUGACUAUGUUCCUUACAUCCAUUAUAUUGGCCAGUAUUUCUGCCGUACACAAUGGUCAGGGAUUGAUCGCGGGUCGAUUCUUUUUGGGUUGUGCUCAGGCAGGCGUAUUUCCUGGCCUCGUGUACUACGUCUCUUUGUGGUACACAAGAAAAGAGCAAGGUGCUCGAAUGGCAUGGUUUCUGGUGAUGGGAUCGGUUGGAUCGGCUAUUGGAGGCAUAAUCGCUUAUGGUAUUAUGCACAUGGAUUAUACUCGCGGUCUUCGAGCAUGGAGAUGGAUUUUUAUUCUUAUUGCCUGUCCAACAUUUUUGGCUGGAUGUAUUGUAUUCUCAUUCCUUCCAGAUACACCUGAGAAGCAAAAACGCUUUUUGUCUCCACGCGAACAAGCAAUUGCGGUGUAUAGACUCAAUGCAGAGAAAGGCGCAGCAACAGAGGAAAAAUUCUCAUGGGAACGGUUUAGAGCAGUAUUUACUGACUGGAAAACAUAUGCCUUCGCCUCAAUCCAAAUCACCUGCAUGGUGCCUAUCGUCAGCCUUGGCGUCUUUAUGCCGAGCAUUGUUAGAGGAAUGGGAUUUAGCAAUCUAACAGCACAAGGAAUGAGUGCGCCACCAUGGGUUGCAGCUGCUAUCGGUAUGGUGUUGGUGUCCUGGUAUUCAGAUCGAUUGGGUGAACGCGGCCUGCACGUCUUUUUUUCAUGCAUGUUAGCUGUCGUUGGGUACCUUCUGCUUAUUGUCUUGGUAGAUCAUGGGUGGGUAGCACUGUACGUGAGUGCCAUCAUAGCAACUUUUGGUGUCUUUGCAUCCAACCCACCGCGUGUCGCAUGGAACGCCAACAAUUUUGGGGAUCCUACAAAAAAGGGUAUUGCCAUUGCGUUUACGUCGUCUUGUGCAAGUAUCGGUAGUGUUAUUGGAGGUCAGGUGUAUCGCGGCGAUGACGCUCCACUUUAUAAGCGUGGUCAUGCCAUUGCGUUAGCAUUUAUAGGUUUAAGUGGACUUUUAUCCUUGUUGCUAAAAUAUCUGCUGCGACGUGAAAACAAGAGACGUGAAACCUUGUCAGUGGAGCAGUACGAAAAGGAGUCCCAUAAAAUCGGCGAUGAUCAUCCCGAUUAUCGCUUCAUCCAUUAAUAAGUUAAUUCACUCAAACUGUAAUUUUAUAAUUUUGUUAUCAGUACCGCGUUGUAAAU
Zychaea mexicana is the source of this 1635-nucleotide messenger RNA. Its product is annotated as major facilitator superfamily domain-containing protein. Bases 74 to 1576 code for a protein of 500 amino acids. Gene Ontology annotation, cellular component: membrane. The record is from RefSeq and is a predicted model, not a curated record. Gene Ontology annotation, biological process: transmembrane transport. The transcript is spliced from 10 exons. NCBI's taxonomy places the organism in Eukaryota, Fungi, Mucoromycota, Mucoromycetes, Mucorales, Lichtheimiaceae. Gene Ontology annotation, molecular function: transmembrane transporter activity.